Chara braunii is the source of this 1879-nucleotide messenger RNA. The record is from the annotation of a GenBank genome assembly. NCBI's taxonomy places the organism in Eukaryota, Viridiplantae, Streptophyta, Charophyceae, Charales, Characeae.
ACCGACCCAAACCCGCUUUUGUCCUAUUUGAAGGCACGUGGCAAUGGGUCCGGUGUCCCAUGGGAAUUUGUAACGCCCCUGCAACGUUUCAGCGAGCCAUGAAUAUGGCCUUCGCUGAGUUCGUUAACAAAACCCGACUGACCCAUCCCCUGAUCAAUUUUUCCGUGAUUGUGUACAUGGAUGAUAUUUUGGUCUUUUCAAAAAUACACGAGUACCACGUGGAACACAUUGAGUGGGUUUUGCAUGCACUAAAAGAUGAAGGGUUCAAAGUGACCUUGGAGAAAAGCGAGUUCUUCUUGUUGGAGAUCUUCUUCUUGGGGUACAUCGUCACGGUCGAGGGACUAAGACCGGAUCCGAGGAAGGUGGCAGCAGUUCUAGAAGCCCCAGCGCCGAUCACACUCACCCAGGUUCGGGCUUUUCUAGGGCUCGCAUCCUAUUACCGACGCUUCAUCAAGGGGUUCGCCGGUAUAGCGAAGCCCCUCACGAACCUGCUGAAGAAAGAGGAACAGCUGAUCUGGACGCCGGAAUGCGAGGCGGCGUUUCAAGCGUUGAAGGAGGCUCAGACAUCUGCUCCUGUGUUGUGCGUUAGGUACCGAAGUGAAAAGACAUGGGUCUGUCCCAACUAUAGAACGGACCAAGUCCCUACCGAGAAGCGGUAUCUGGACGCCAGAACAACCGACGGAUUUGCGCGAAGUGCCCGCUGGGCAGAAGCCUGGACGGACCUUCUGUUGCUACGGAGGCUGUCAGGCGACUCGCUGUCAGAACUUAGUAAAGCUGAGAGGCGGAGACUUACGGAGCGGGCAAAGGACUAUCGUUGGCAGGGACUGACGUUACAAAAACGAAAAGUCGAUGAUGAGGGAGGGUCUAGCUGGUUGACGGUUCCACACCCUCUCGCUAGGUUCGAUUGGACACGAGCCGCUCAUGAAGAGGAUGCGGUCCAUUUCGCGGUCAAGUAUACGGAAAAAGCCUUAGAAAAGAACGGAUGGUACUGGUCGGGAAUCCGGGAAGAUGUGAAAUACAUCGUUGAAAAUUGCCCGGCCUGCGCGGCGGACAAAGCGCCGGUACAGAUGCCUCGGACGAUGGUGCCCACUCGUGUAGAGCGCCCCCUUAAGAGGGUUAGCAUCGAUACGACGGAUAUCAACGUUCCGAGAGGGCCCGUCGAUCAGGGAGAACUCAAUGUUCUUUUAGUGGCCGUCGAUCAUUUUUCAAAAUGGAUCGAGGCGUACCCUAUGACCAACUGGAAUUCGCAGGAAGUAGCCUGGUACGUAAAUCGAUUUUUGUGCAUGCAUCUAGACGUAGAAGAGGUACACAUGGACAAUGGGUCGGAAUUUCAAGGCGAAGUAGAACGUCACCUAGUCAAGGCGGACGUUAAGAUUAUCUACUCGUCGGGGCAUUGGCCUCAAGCCAAUGGCCUGGUAGAAAAUACCAACCGACUGAUUAAGACGGCCCUUAGAUAUCGCCUGUUGCGGCAUCGGUUCAAUGAGGAGAGGCAGUUGCGGUACGACAUUCAGCAAGUGAAUGUGCCGGCGCCCGGGGUUGCGGAUUUGGCGGCGUACUCGUUGCUUUGCGAUCGGCUGACGUAUGCGGGGGUGUACGUGGACGUGACGCUGUUGCCUGGCCGGGAGACGACCCGAGUAUUCAUUGAGCUCCGCGCUCUCCAGGUGGCACCCAAUUUCGUGCACAGCGUCGCCACCUUCAUCGGAGACUUGACGAUCCUACCGCAGCCGAAUCGGGAGCCGGCGCGCAGCUUUGUGCGCGAAUACGCGGUGGAAGCGGCCAGAUUGCAAGGACGAGGGGGACACUGAUUCACAGCCCACGAGGUGCUGCUGCGUAGGGCAGAGGACAAACCGAUUGUGUUGGUGUCGCAGCUCCCCGCGCU